AUGGACCUAAAAAACCGCUAUUCAAUUGGCCAAGGAAGGCUUGAUCAAGUUGAACUAUUAUCAGAUGAUGAAGAUUCAGAUUAUUACUCUCAAGAAGAUCAUGAUGAAAUGAAUAAAAUCGAAGGAAGAAUUAAAGAUAUGAUUUCCAAAUAUGAGAGUUGUGGAUUUCUAAACACACGUCAAAUGACCGAUUCUUACGCGAAAUUAUUUCAAAAAAAUCUUAAUUGGGAUGAAUAUGCAAAAUCAUCUUAUUUAAGUCUUGGUGAAUUUAUUCAAGAAACUUGGAAUGAAACUUUUAAAGUUAAUGUCUGUUCGAAGGAUAAUGUAACAUGGAUUGGAUUAAAAGUAUCAAAUAUUCCAAGAGAUGUUUAUGAUCCAUUUUUGAAAAUGAAUGUUCCUCCUGUAUCACCAUAUCCAACUAAAUAUGAUGAAGUUUAUUUUGAUAUUCAAGUAUGGAACUCUAAAUAUGACCCUGAGGAAGAACGUGCUAAUCAAAUGAAAUGUCAUCAAGCAGAAAAAGUUUUAUGGAAAAUUAGGCAUUUGAUAAAGAAUGGAACAGUGAUUCGGACAUGUUGCAUUGAGUUGUUAUACUUCUCAAUGUACAGAGAAACCAUUCCUCAAAUUGUGGGAUAUAGUACAUUAACAGAGUUAUUUAAUGAAUCGAUUAUUUUGAAAAGAAAAGAUGGACGUGAAUAUUUUGGCGAUGUGUUGUAUUAA
Dentiscutata erythropus is the source of this 717-nucleotide messenger RNA. The record is from the annotation of a GenBank genome assembly. Lineage: Eukaryota; Fungi; Glomeromycota; Glomeromycetes; Diversisporales; Gigasporaceae.